AUGCAGCCUUCCACCUCUGACGAGUCUAGCGUAAUCAAUCGGAGCUGUUCGAGUCCCCUGAACGACAAUCAUGACAUGAAUUUUUGCAGCACCCCAUCACGCAAUGUGCCUUACAAUGAGAGCACUGACAAGCCUAUUGGGGGACAAGAAAAUAAUGAGAACGUUUUGGGCGAUGUCCCGCAGCAGUUGAAGCAGCACGUGCCAAGACCAGUUGUCAGUGACGGGGAACUACUUCCGAACGAUCGACGAUUGCCUUCAAUUGCGGUGAUUGAAUCCAGUGCAGAGGAACAACUCUGUUCAGAGUCAGAUCAGUCUCGUUUGGCGGGGUCUGAGGAAGCAUUCAAUCGAAAAUUAGCAGAAGUUGCCCCUAAUCUAGAUCUUCCAUCCGCGAUCACAAAGCCGCCUCGGCGAAAGGCCUUUGAAGUUGCCCAGACACGAAUCGUGGAACAAAAAAACCAGCGACCCCGCGACUGCCAACCGGGCCUUGAUGCUAUACCUGCCCGCCGUCCCAACUGCUCUGACACGGAAGAGAGCCCGCGUCUCGCGAAGAAACGCAAGCGUGCAAUUAGACCUCCAGGGCAAAGUUACAUUUCUCACCGCCUAAAUACAGCUAGUCCAGAAUACGUCGCCACCCUAUUGCCCCAUCACCUCCGGUAUUUUAUCUUUUAUAUACGCGUCAUAUUUUACAAAACGCUUCAAACCGGCCCCAUCCGUUCCCAAUUAAUCAUCGUUAGGCUGGUAUUCCAGUUCUGA
Messenger RNA from Monascus purpureus, 753 nucleotides. The record is from the annotation of a GenBank genome assembly. Lineage: Eukaryota; Fungi; Ascomycota; Eurotiomycetes; Eurotiales; Aspergillaceae.